Messenger RNA from Aspergillus novofumigatus IBT 16806, 1307 nucleotides. Its product is annotated as DUF3431 domain-containing protein. The record is from RefSeq and is a predicted model, not a curated record. NCBI's taxonomy places the organism in Eukaryota, Fungi, Ascomycota, Eurotiomycetes, Eurotiales, Aspergillaceae. The transcript is spliced from 3 exons. The coding region runs from base 217 to 1281 and encodes 354 amino acids.
UUUGAUUUCUCUGGUUUUGUGGUUGACGAAUCCGUCCGUCUGAUCGAUGUUUUACGCCUUUUUUCUGUGGGAUCCUCCCUGUGUAGACGAACGCUGGAAUGAGGCGGUGCAUUCCUUCUGGUUCACUGACCGCGGAUCGCCCGGAUGAGAAUAUCCCAACAGUCACAUCCUCCCAAACCUCAUACAAUGGACGAUAUACGAUAGAGAUUGCCCCCGAUGAGACGCAAAACACUGCGCGCUCUCUUCCACCUCACCGUCCUGGGCGGUAUCUUCCUCCUCCUCUUCCUCAACCGCCCCUCCUCCACAAUCAAGACCUUCCCAUGGACGCACAUCCGCUACAAAUCCUCCUCGCCCAUCCCGCCCUCACGCGGAAGAUGCCCCGGCCUAAGCAAAACCACCAAACCAGCCCUGGUGGUCUCCCGCGUCACAGCAGACGGUGAUCCCUCCUGGCUCGACCCCCUCUCCAAAACCUACCACCUCUGCAUCUAUACCGUCGACGGUCCCAACCCCACCGCAUCCACGCUCCAAGUCCCCGCGAACCGCGGCCACGAAGCAAUGGCCUAUCUCACCUUCCUGAUAGACAACUACGACACCAUCCCACCCGCAGGGGCCGUCUUCGUACACGGCUCCCGCUUCGCCUGGCACAACGAUCACCCGGCCUACGAUAACGCCGCCCUCCUCGCCUCGCUCAAUAUCCCCGCCGCGCUGGAACAACACGGGUACCAUAAUCUCCGCUGCGACUGGAGCGUGAGCACGUGCGCCGCAUCGGCCGUGCCGCAGGGGAGUCUCGAGAAUCGCGUACAGUCUGUCCUUGAGCCGUGGAGUGCGCGCGCGGCGUCGGAUACGGCGCUGCCGGCGGCGCUGGGGUGGGGAGGGUACCUUGCUGCGAAGCUCGGGCGGAAUGAUGCGGUGCGGUCGCAGUGCUGUGCGCAGUUUGUUGUCGCGAGGAAGAAUAUCUGGCGGCAUUCGCGGGGGGAGUAUGUUGCGUUGCGGCAGUGGUUGCUUGAUGGAAAGGGGGCUGGUUCUUCGCGGCGAAGGGGAGCGGCUCCGCCGGAUGAUAGGGUUGCUGGGCGGAUUUUGUCGUAUAUUUGGCAUAUUCUGUUUAUUGAUCUGGGGGCUGGGGCUGGGGCUGGGGCUGGGGCUGGGAAUGGGGUGGAUUUGGGGCGGUUGAAUGAGCAGGCGUGCCCAAGGGCCGAUGAGUGUUAUUGUCGGUUGUACGGACGUUUGCCCAAGGAUUUGAAGUUACCUGCCGACUGGGGAGAGACCCAUUCACAUUUAUAGAAGGGAUCGAAUCGUAUGUAUAUAAU